AUGGCUUCAAACAUUCUAGUUGAUCGACAGCGAUUGAUGGCUGAUGGAAAUGAAAAUCCUCCUCCUCCUCCUCCUCCAUAUCAAAAUAUAAGUACAGAUUCGUAUGGAACAUUUAUAGGUGAUGUUGGAACAUCAGUACCUAUUACUACAGCACCGUCAUCUUAUCUAUAUGCGUUGGAGUCUCAACCACCUACAGUUAUUGUUCUUGGUAGUUGUCCAGCUUGCAAAAUUGGCAUGUUGGAAAAUGAUUUUACAUGUUUAGGUCUCUGUUGUGCGAUCUUCUUUUUUCCAAUUGAAAUGAAAUUAAAAGAAAUAGAUCGUACUGCUCAUGUUGCUUGGUCGCCCGCUAAAUGGCAAGAACAAAAACCAAAUGGAAACUAUUUAGUUACUGGUACUGCUGCACAACAACUUGACGCAAGUUUUAGCACAAAUUCUCAAUUAGAAAUAUUUCAAGUGAAUUUAGCUGAUAGAAGUAUGGCAAUGAUACCAAUCGGAUCAAUAAAAACAGAUUAUCGCUUCAAUAAAUUAAUUUGGCCAUCAGCUAAACUAUUAAUUGGAGCUACAGAAAAAGGACGAAUAUAUUUAGUUGAUCCAAUAGCUCAAAAAAUAACUGAACAACUUGAUAAACAUACUGCAAGUGUUCAUUCAAUUGAUAUAAAUAUUCUUCAGUCAAAUUUAUUUGCAAGUGGUGGAUCUAAUUCCGAAUUGAUGAUCUGGGAUUUAAACGAUCUUAAACAACCAAUGAUACCAGGUGGUACAUCGUCAACAACUCAUCAUAUUGAUGAAGAAGUUCAAUGUGUCGCAUGGAAUAGACAAAAAUCGCAUAUACUUGGUUCAACUCUUGGUGGAAAAACUCUUAUUUGGGAUUUAAAAUCAAGUAAUGAACCAAUUUUCAAAAUAAGUGAUUCAACAUAUCGAAUGCGUACAAAUCGUCUUGUUUGGCAUCCAGAUAUAACAAGUCAAUUGUGUUUAGCUAGUGAAGAAGAUCAAUCAGCAGCUAUACAAUUAUGGGAUCUUCGUUAUGGCGCUAGUCCUAUGAAAUUACUUAGUGGACAUACAAGAGGGAUUUUAGAUUUACAAUGGUCACCAAAUGAUAGCAAUUUAUUAAUGUCAAGCGGUAAAGAUAAUAAAAUAAUAUGUUGGAAUCCAAAUGAUUUGAGUGUUAUGGCGGAAAUUGUUUAUGAAAUUCCAUGUAAUCAUUGGUGUUUUGAUAUCAAAUGGUGUCUUGUCGACCCAAAUUUGAUAUCGGCUUCAUCAUUCGAUGGUACACUAAGUAUUUAUACAUUAAUGGGUGGCUCAUGUCAAGUUUCUCGUCCAGUGAAUAAUCAAUUAUUUACUCAAGCAUUUGGCGAUGGAUUAAAUGCAACCGAAGCACUUCCGUCAACAAUUACGCAUGAUGUUUUACCUAUUAAAUAUGCACCGAAAUGGAUGCGACGCCAAACAAGAGUUUCAUUUGGUUUUGGUGGCAAACUAGUGAUAGUUCAACCUCCAACAAGCCCACCAACAACCGAAUCAGGUCCAUCGUCUCCAAAUACUAUUAACAAUCGUCGUCCACCUGUAGUUAUUCAACAAGUUGUUGUUGACCAUGAAUUUGUUCAAGUUGUUCAAACAUUCGAUACAAUGUUACAAUCUGGUACACUACUUGAUUAUUGUGAUCAUCAAAUAUCUUCACUAUCAUUAUCGCAAGAUGAACAGAUUUUAUGGCGCUUUUUACGUGCUUCAUUUGAAAGUGAUCCUAGAAAUAAAUAUAUUGAAUUAUUAGGUUUUCGUCGUGAUGAUCUUUUAAGUAAAGUUCAAACAUUAACAAAAGAUGAAAAACAUGAUUUACCUAUGGAUGCUAUCAAUGGUUUACAUAUUCAAGAUAAUAAAAUUAAAAAAAGUUCAAAUUCUGAAAUAGAAACAUUAUUAAGUCGAUGCAUUAUGUUAGGACAAUUUGAAGCUGCUGUCGAAUUAUGUUUUCAUGAACAACGUUAUACAGAAGCUCUUCUUCUUGCUCAUCUUGGUGGUCAAGAACUUUUAUAUUUAACACAAAAACGAUACUUUGAAAAAGUUCAAACUCCAACAGCCAGAUUGAUUGAUAUUGUUAUAAGUCAAGAUUGGACACGUUUAAUCGCAUCAAGUAAUAUGACCAAUUGGCGUGAUGUACUUGUUGCCCUGCUUACUUAUACAAAUGAUUCGACGUUUAUCGAUUUAUGUAAUAAACUUGGUCAUCAGUUAGCUAAACAGCAUAUGGAUACGAACGAUUCAUUCCGUACAUAUGCAUCAAUAUGUUUUAUUUGUACGGGUAAUUUGGAACAAUUCUCUGUAACUUGGUCAAGUAAAUAUCAACAGCAAGGAAUGUCACCAAUGCAAUUAGAACAACUUAUUGAAAAAUUAUUCGUUCUUAGACGAUCAUUAGAUUAUGCAACUGCACAUCAACAACAACAACAGAAGAAAACAGUUAUUACGCCACCAUCUAUGGAUGGACCGUCGAUAAGUCGACAUUUAGCUUUAUUUGGACAAUUGUUAGCUAAUGAAGGUUGUACAAGAGCAGCACUAAUGUAUUUAGGCAAUUUACAAACAUCGGAACUUGUAGUUUUACGCGAUCGUCUUUAUCAUGGUUUACCAAUGAGCCAAUUAACUGGUAUACCAAAACCACCAAGUCCAUUUCGUAGAGUUGAUAUUCCUACACCACAGCAGCAACAGCAACAGCAGCAGCAGCAACAACAACAACAACAACAACAACAACAACAACGAAAAGCAAGUUCAACUAUGCCACAACACUUUCGACCUCAAGUUCCUGCUGAACAACCAUUGGUGCCGCCAUCGAAUGCUAGUUGGCCAUCAGCACAAAAUUUACCUAGUGAUUUUACUGUAAGACCAGGAACUACAUCUAUAACAAAUCGAUAUCCACCACAACCUACGGUUCCAUCGUAUCAACCAACUCUUUAUAAUCCUACUACUGUUGUUCCUCAACAUUAUACACCAACGCCAGUAAUGUCUAAUUCACAAUAUGUUCACGGUCAUUCAAAUCAAGUGGCACCAACAUCAACUGAUCUAUCCAGCGUACCACCCAUCCCUUCUUCGAUUCCAUCUUACCAAGAUUUUAAACCUACUAGUGCAUGGAAUGAUCCUCCGACAGUUUUAAUGAAAACACCAAAACAAAUUUCGGUUAAAUCAUCUGGUCCUCCGACAGAUGGUCUUAAUUCUGCUAAUUCUACAUUUCUUCCAGUUCCUAAUGAGCCUCCUCAAUCGACAUUUCAUUUUAAUCCAACAAUAGCAAAUCAUUCAACAGCAUCUAUGCCUCCUCCAACAAUGUUAAAUCAAUCCACAGCACCUAGUUUUCCUCCAACAAUAUCUAAUCAGCCAACAGCUUCGAUGUUUUCUCCAACAACAACAACAUCUGAUUUUGCUCAUCAUACUGCUCCUUCAACACAUGAAACAUCAAGUCGUAAAGCAGCGACUCCUCCUCCGCCACCUGCACCCGUUGUUAAAGGUCCAUUACCGACUGAGCAGCAAAUAAUACAAGACACCCUUGAUUUACUGGUUAGUCGAUGUCAACAAGCAACACAACAACUACCAUUAAAACGAAAAUUAGAUGAAGUGAAAAAGAAACUUGAUGUUUUAUAUGAUAAACUUCGAGAAAAUCGAGUUCCACUAAGUGCUUUGCAAGGUAUUCAUGUAAUCAUAGGUCAUAUUCGUCAAUAUGAUUAUCAAACAUCACUUUUGGUCUAUAAUCAAAUAGUUGCAAGUGAAAAUCUAGCCGAAACAAGUCAAUAUAUGCCAGCUGUUAAGAUUCUUCUUCAAUGUUGUAUUCAACUUAAUGUUUACUGUCAAUAA
Messenger RNA from Rotaria socialis, 3819 nucleotides. The record is from the annotation of a GenBank genome assembly. NCBI's taxonomy places the organism in Eukaryota, Metazoa, Rotifera, Eurotatoria, Philodinida, Philodinidae.